UGUAUAUAUAAAUAUUUUCUAUGUAAUAUACUAUAGAUAUUAUGUCAUUCUUUUUACAAAAUUAUAAAUAUAUAUGAGUAAAGUGUUCCAAUUAACAUAUUUAUAUUCUUAAUAAACUUACGUGCACAUUUCAUACAAUAUAUAUCAAUAUGUUUUUUUACUAAGGUAAGGUAUAUGCACAAUGAAACAUACAUUUAAGCGAGUUUAGAAAUGGUGCAACAGAGGUUCAAAACGUGUAAGAAGCACGUUAUAUAAAAAGAUCAUCAUAAAAUUUAAGGUCAGUAGUGUCAUUAUUUGAAUGCUAUCCAAAACGAAAUCUAAUCGAGAAAGUAUCUCCUAAAAUUUAAAACCAAGAAGAAAGUAUAUUGGAAAAUAUUUUUACAAUCGUUUUGAAUUGAAAGAAGAGGUUAUGGCGAAACACUUGAUACAAAUAAUUGUAACGGGUACACAAGUCGUUCUCAAAGCAUUUGCAAGGGCAUUGCGACAAGAAAUUGCUGCUAGUCAAGCUGCUGCACGUAAAACGGGUGGUGGAACAAGAGGCGCUCAACAUGUAGCAGCUAAUUAUAAAACUGGAAUUUCUUUAGAAGAAGCACUACAAAUCUUGAAUGUUGAAAAAGUGAAUCAGAAAGAAGCUAUUGAACGCAAUUACAAAUAUCUUAUGGAAGUUAAUGACAGAUCAAAAGGUGGUUCUUUUUACAUUCAAUCAAAAGUUGUACGUGCUAAAGAACGAAUAGAUGAAGAAUUAAAAAAUAUGAAAGAUCAUCCGCCAAAAGCAAAUACCUCAGAAGGAACUUCUAAAUAACUAUAAUAAAUUCCUAUAUAGAAUUAAUUUAAUUAUAUUUCUAAACUCUGUAUAUAUGUAUCUAAAGACAUAUAUUUACCAUAACUAAAUAGAUGGCACGAAAUAUAAAAUCAAUAAGAUUGUCAGACCUGUUUUGUUAUUGGUUUAAGUAAUGAAAUAAAAGAAAUAAUUUUAUUUGAAAUAUA
Molecule: messenger RNA, 987 nt
Organism: Megachile rotundata (alfalfa leafcutting bee)
Lineage: Eukaryota; Metazoa; Arthropoda; Insecta; Hymenoptera; Megachilidae
Gene: blp
Product: mitochondrial import inner membrane translocase subunit Tim16
Biological process (GO): protein import into mitochondrial matrix
Cellular component (GO): TIM23 mitochondrial import inner membrane translocase complex
Source: RefSeq, a predicted model, not a curated record